GCACAUUCAUAAGAAUUCACUUUUCAUUCGUUUCAAUCAGCUUCACAACGUUGAACUUUCACCGAGACAUGGGACCUAUUUAAAUGUCGAACCGUUGAAUCAUAUGAUCGGCUAGCUAACGGCUAGAUUAGCAGAACGGUAAAUAACCAUUAACGUCACUUUGAGGGAAACAGCCGAGUCCAAGAAUGAACUUCAGGCGUUUGAACUUCCCUCCAGGGGGGUAUUUUACGGAUUAAUUUAGCAUGUGACUGCGGGGUUACAGUCUUCCCACUCAACCCUCACAUGCCUUCCUCCUCCAGACUGUAGUUAGCUGGCUAUAGCCUGCGGUCAGACUGGACACUUUCUUCUCUUUUAUUCACGGUAUCGAUAUAGGGAGCUAACGUUAGCUAUUAUCCAGAGUGAGAUGAAGUAAAUUAACACUGGACCAAGUUGUUUCGCUGGUCCCCAUCAUCAUCAUCAUCACAAGUACACUGCCCUGAAGAUGGAUGUGGCGUCUCUGACUGUUAACAAUGAGCUGGUCACUGAUGUGGUGGUGUCCUGGAAGUCUGAACACUGCUACAAGUGUUUGUUCCAGCAGCUAGGGGUGGUGCCAGCGUGGCCAGGUCCUGGUGUGCCCAGUGCAGUAGACUUCACUGUGAACACACAGCAUGGAAUCACCCUCCAGGUCAACAGCUCUCCUAGCAGCGUGGAUUUCUGCUCGGUUCCAUUCCACUUUGGGGAGCAUGGAAACUAUUCUUUGUGGGUGAAAAAUCUGACCGAUUCUGGAAUAAUCAGCUGCUCCAUGGUGACUGACGCAGAUCCUGUCAACAGCUACAUACCGAUCUUAACAGCUUUCCUCGUGUUUGCUGGACUGGCUGUAGUGUCAGCCAUUGGAGGAACAAUAUUGAGGCUUGAUGCAGUGAAGAGUAUACUCUUCCGACUGGGCAGUUCCAUGGAGACAGAGAGGCUGAUCAACUCUGAAUUGGGCUCCCCAGGCAGGAUAGUGGAGACAGUCACUGACAACAUCCUCCCUCCCCUUCCCACCCCCAGCAAGAGACUACGGUCCCUGGACACAUUCAGAGGUAUCUCCUUGGUCAUUAUGGUGUUUGUGAACUAUGGAGGGGGGCGAUACUGGUUCUUCAGACAUGAGAGCUGGAAUGGCCUCACUGUUGCUGAUCUGGUCUUCCCUUGGUUUGUGUUUAUAAUGGGGACGUCCAUUGCCCUGUCAGUCAACUCUCUGUUGCGUGUAGGCACAAGUCGCUGCUCACUGCUGUGGAAAACUGUGUGGAGGAGUCUGCAGCUCUUUAUCAUAGGAGUCCUCAUCAUAAACCCUAACUAUUGCCAGGGACCCUUAUCUUGGUACAACCUGAGGAUCCCAGGUGUGUUGCAGCGUCUGGCCUGGUCAUACCUGGUUGUAGCCUGCCUGAAUCUGUUGGUGGCCAGAGUUCACAUGGACAACCUGCCAUCAAGUGCAUGGUGGUACCCUGCCCGUGAGAUCCUACUGUACUGGCCUGCCUGGCUAUGUAUGCUUCUCUUGGAAAUGAUCUGGCUCUGCCUCACAUUCCUACUUCCUGUGCCAGGCUGCCCAACUGGAUACUUGGGUCCAGGUGGGAUAGGGGACAUGGGCCUGUAUCCCAACUGCACUGGUGGAGCGGCUGGAUACAUCGACCGCUGGCUGCUGGGAGAAAGCCACAUCUACCAGACCCCCUCUUCACGGGUGAUUUAUGCAACUCAUGUGCCAUUUGACCCAGAGGGCGUUCUGGGCAGCAUCAACUCCAUCUUCAUGACUUUCCUUGGAUUACAGGCAGGCUAUAUAAUCUUACACUACAAAGAUCUCCACUCAAAAAUAAUGUCCAGGUUCCUCAUAUGGGGUCUCAUAUUGGGAAUCAUAUCAGCGGUUCUUACCAAAUGUUCCAGAGACCAGGGCUUCAUUCCUGUCAACAAGAACCUAUGGUCUCUGUCCUAUGUGACAACCCUGGCCUGUUUCGCUUUUGUGAUGCUGGUCCUGGUCUACUAUACAGUGGAUGUGAAGAAGUGGUGGAGUGGAGCUCCAUUCUAUUACCCUGGGAUGAACUCCAUUCUCGUGUACGUGGGGCAUGAAGUGUUUGAAGAGUAUUUCCCCUUCCGUUGGCAAAUGAUCAACAGCCAAUCCCACGCCGAGCACCUUACUCAGAACCUCGUGGCUACUUCCUGCUGGGUCUUCAUCUCAUACGUGCUCUACAGGAAGAAGAUUUUCUGGAAGAUUUAGAAUUGGAGCCCUGCAGAGGAGUGGAGGACUAUGUUUCACAAACACAGCUGGAAUCAUGUUUUGGAGAUUUAGACAUUUGCAAAACAUCCAACAGGAGAAUGUUUUGUUUUAAUAUUUUUGUUUGUGAGUUCUUUACUUUUAAUGAGAACAUCUUUUGUGGGUCAUCUCUCUAUAUGACCCUAAAUGUUAAAGGACUUUCUCCAAAGAUUGUUACAUUUGGAGCAGCUGACUACUGCCAAAUAUCUUAACAUAACUCAGGAAGAAUUGGCCUAGGAAUGGUGUUAGAAGUUGUGAAUUAAGAAGACAUUGUUAAUUUUUCUACCUGUAAUAGACUUUUACAUAUCAUUCCAAGGCUGAAAAGUCUUAAGUACAGACAGAAUACAGUAGGCGUUUUGUAUCUGACAUGGUGCUCAUAUUGCAUUUUGGGUAAUGCAGGUAGGUGUGUGUGUGAGUAUGUGGGUGUGGGCAUUUUCUAUUUGAUCACACUACUAAAAACAGAAGAUACAGGCAUGUCCUUUUUCACAUUUCAGCCUUGCCAGCCCAGUAAUAAUUCACCUCAUUUUUUACCAAAGUAUUAGUUAUUUUUUUCCACAUUAACAUUUGCAAUGUGCAAUAGAAGUGCUGAAAAUUUAUAUAAUGUUACUGUACAGUCGGUAGAAGAAAAAAAGAGGAUAUCCUACAGCCGAUGUCAUUGUGAUGUGUUGUCAAUACACUUACCAUUUAAAUGUCAUUUCCCGUGCUUUGCCAAUAAAUUUAAAUGCCACAUUUUAUAAACUUUAUAUGCAAAUUCAUAUGAACAUUCUGUAGAAUAUACCAAGUAUGUGAACAGCCUUGGACAAAUAAAGCAUCUGGUAUGAGGA
Messenger RNA from Myripristis murdjan (pinecone soldierfish), 3087 nucleotides. RefSeq names its product heparan-alpha-glucosaminide N-acetyltransferase (gene hgsnat). The transcript is spliced from 18 exons. The record is from RefSeq and is a predicted model, not a curated record. Bases 482 to 2227 code for a protein of 581 amino acids. NCBI's taxonomy places the organism in Eukaryota, Metazoa, Chordata, Actinopteri, Holocentriformes, Holocentridae.